Rosa chinensis is the source of this 450-nucleotide messenger RNA. RefSeq lists its product as uncharacterized. NCBI's taxonomy places the organism in Eukaryota, Viridiplantae, Streptophyta, Magnoliopsida, Rosales, Rosaceae. The record is from RefSeq and is a predicted model, not a curated record. The transcript is spliced from 5 exons. The coding region runs from base 1 to 357 and encodes 118 amino acids.
AUGUUAUCUGACUUAUCUCUUCGACAUUUCGACUCUUCCCUCAAACUCUCACUCUCUCAGAGUCUCAGUCUCUCCAUCCUAGAAACACUCUCUCAUUUCACUCUCUCAGUCUCCUUCGAUGCGAACACAGCUGAGUGUAGUUCAGCGAACACAGUUGCAACCAGCAACCUGUCUCCGCCAGUCCACCUCUCCGGUCUCCGAGCUCCGCCUUCAGGCUCCAGAUGGGGACCGCAGCUAGACCAAGCUACUUACAAGAACUGUCAGCGUCUUUAUCUUUCCGAACAGUUGUCAAACCUAGGGUUGCAGCUGCAGAGCACAUAUCACAGUUCAAUGAAGAAGCACGCUCUCCUUUUGUAAAGAAGUAUAAAACUAUAAUACAUCCUGGAGAGGUAUGCAAUACAUCAAAAGUAACUUUGUUUAUAGUCUUUUCUUGUUGAUAAGUCUGCAGGA